AUGGACCGGAACAAGCUCGUGCAGAUGCUCGUGGACGUGGACACGAACAAGGUGCGGCACGCCGUCCUGGGGGAGGACGGGUCUUUGAACGCGGUGAGCGACGUCAACAGUAUCUUCGUGGACCGAAAACAGGUGCAAGACUAUCGCCACGAACGCCGUCGCAAGCUGAACCGGCACACCAAGACGAACGUGUACGUGAUGUCCACCAUGAACGAGAACGCGAACACGAACCCAUACACGGAGGACGAGACGGGCGAGGACAUACAUAUGGUCCUGGGCUGCUGCAAGUGCGACACGACGGUCGUGGUGUUGCGUAACGACUCGAAGCUGGUGACGGACCCGGACGCCAGGAUGUUCAGGGCCCACGUCGUGCUCUGCACGUGCACCGGGUGCGCGAACCUCAACACGACCACGACGCUCCUCCCGGUCACGACGAUCUCCGGCAGCGCGCUCGACAAUAAGAUCAGGAGUAUGUUCACGGCCUGGGUGAUAUACGGGCCCACCAAGGGCGGCGCCGAUGUGAUCGCGUACAAGGUCCUGACGGUCGACGGGUUGAUGGACGACGAGGGGGUUGUGGCCAGGUUCGUGAGAGGACCACCACCCGGGUCAGGAAGACGCUGA
Fonsecaea erecta is the source of this 621-nucleotide messenger RNA. RefSeq lists its product as hypothetical. NCBI's taxonomy places the organism in Eukaryota, Fungi, Ascomycota, Eurotiomycetes, Chaetothyriales, Herpotrichiellaceae. The transcript has 3 exons. The coding region runs from base 1 to 621 and encodes 206 amino acids. The record is from RefSeq and is a predicted model, not a curated record.